Molecule: messenger RNA, 1017 nt
Organism: Thamnophis elegans (Western terrestrial garter snake)
Lineage: Eukaryota; Metazoa; Chordata; Lepidosauria; Squamata; Natricidae
Gene: MRPL19
Product: mitochondrial ribosomal protein L19
Biological process (GO): translation
Cellular component (GO): ribosome; mitochondrial large ribosomal subunit
Molecular function (GO): structural constituent of ribosome
Source: RefSeq, a predicted model, not a curated record
CCUUGAAAGCCAUAUAUGAUAAAAAGAAGAAAAGUAAUCAGUAUUCCAGAAUUUUAUGUCGGAAGUAUACUUUCUGUUUCUGCAAUGGAUCCCUAUUAUGGAAAAUGCAACACUUUUGUAGGAAUUUGUAUUCAGCGAUCAGGAAAGGGACUUGGUGCAACCUUCAUACUUCGAAGUAUAAAUGGACAAGGUAUUGAAAUCUGCUAUGAAUUAUAUAAUCCACUAAUCCAUGAGAUCAAGGUUUUGAAGUUGGAGAAGAGGGCCAGAUGAUACUUGAUGUAUUUACGAGAUGCUCUGCCAGAGUUCAGCACUGUUGAUGUAAACAUGAAGCCAGUGUCUUACAUACUUUAUGAUGACGUUCCUGUCAAUAAGAUGAAGGUCAAAAUGAAGCCUAAACCAUGGUCAAAACGCUGGGAACAUCCAAAAUACAAUAUCCAGGGCAUCAACUUUGACGACUAUCUUACAGAAAAAGACAAACAAAGAAUUAAAAAAUGGGAAAUGCCUUGGAGACAAUUUGAUAUGAUACUAGAGUAUGAUACAUCAAAAAUUGAAAAGGAAAUUCAGAAAGAAGUGAAUGAAGAGCUGAAUAAAAGCUAGGGGACUAUUACUUGGAAAGACCAUCGUUCAAGGAAUUUUAGGGUAUAUCUUUAACAGUGACUCUUGAAAAAGCAUGUAAAUGAAAGGUAUUCAUACUUAGGGUUUUUUAUGUUCAGCAAUCUUUACUUAUAUAAAACAUUCUAAACAAGAGAAGGUAACCUUUCUGACAAUUGAGGAAAAUAUGAAGGCCAUAAGAAACAUGUUGGUGACACGUUUAGAAAGGAUUGGUCCCCAAAGUUUUAACUUUUUUUGCAAUGGGAGGUAGCUAAAGUGUUUUCAUGGAUAAACGCACAUUUCAAAAAUAAUCCCUUAAUUUGUUGCCAAAGGGCUACAAAAUUGAAGACCACCUUCAAGGGUUGUUCAUGUCCAUUCCAGAGGUUUUUUGUAUUUGAUAAGGCAAAUAAAAAGAUAAAUACUGUA